AAAACAAAAAAAAACAAACUUAUAAUAUAAAAAUAGUGCUUAGAAGGUAUUACACAAAAACAAAAUAUUGUCUCUUUGGUUGAUGCCAAAUUUGUUUACCAAAAGAAAUGAUGUGAAAACAGUUUAGAUUUCAACUAGCUAGGGUUCAAAAAAAAACUUUUUUUCUUCUUCUUUCUAAGUAUUGAUAUAAGCUUCUUUUGUGUUCUACAUCAUAUGUUUAAUUUUAUUGGCCUUUUUCAUGAUAUGAUGAUGCAACAUACCCUUAAAUAGAUGACACUCAAAUACAACUUCCAACUAAGCUAGUUACUACAUAGAUACAAAAACACACACACACACACAUAUUAACACCUAGAGAAAAGAAAGAAAAAAAAAAGAUGUUGAAACAACAGAGGUUGAUAUUGGAAGAUAACAGUUCAGCCUCAGCUGGUGAUGUUCAUGCAACUUAUUCUGAUAACAACACAAGUCAAGAGAAUGGAAGCAACUAUCCUCCAAAUCAGUACUUAAUUGCACACCCACCUCCAAGUCAAAGUCAACCUUUACUCAAGAGAAAAAGAAAUCUUCCGGGCAACCCAGAUCCAGAAGCAGAAGUGAUAUCAUUAUCACCAAAGACAUUAAUGGCAACAAACAGAUUUGUAUGUGAAGUGUGUAACAAAGGGUUUCAAAGGGAUCAAAAUCUGCAGCUGCACAGGAGAGGGCACAACCUGCCAUGGAAGUUAAAGCAAAGGAACAAGAGUGAGGUGGUUCGGAAGAAAGUGUAUGUGUGUCCAGAAGUGAACUGUGUGCACCAUGAGCCAUCCAGGGCGCUGGGUGACUUGACUGGGAUCAAGAAACACUUUAGCAGAAAGCAUGGUGAGAAAAAGUGGAAAUGUGAUAAAUGCUCGAAGAAGUACGCUGUUCAAUCUGAUUGGAAAGCUCAUUCCAAAACUUGUGGUACCCGGGAGUACAAAUGUGACUGUGGCACCCUUUUCUCAAGGAGGGAUAGUUUCAUCACACACAGAGCUUUUUGUGAUGCAUUAGCAGAAGAAAGCGCAAGAUCAAUCACAGGAAUUGACCCAACAAUUAUUCAUCAUCAGGGUCAAGUAGCUACAUCAACACCAACAACAACAACCCAUUUCAAUAAUGAUAUACAUUUUCUUGACCCAAUUCAUCACAUGACAACUUUCUUGAAAAAAGAACAGCAAAACAGUAGCAGCAACAGCCCAUUUCCAUCAUGGCUGCAACCACAACACGAUACUACUCAAUCCCAAGAUCAGCAUCAUCAUCAAGACUGUAGCCCUGCAGGUAGUGUUAGUACUACUAGCACAACAAGUCACCACCAUGGGCCCACUCUGAUAGCCUACCAUCAAGCAGCACCAUCUGCUUACAUGUCAGCUACUGCAUUGCUGCAAAAAGCCGCUCAGAUGGGUACAGCUCAUUUGAGCAAGAAUGGUACAAGUAUACAAGCACCAUGUACAAUCUCACAAUCUACUAUGAUCCUACCCCAUCACCACCAACAAUAUCAAACUCCCCACGUGUCUUCUGGCAACAACAAUGGCAGUACAACCAGCUUGUCGACGUCAUCACUAGUUAGCCAAGAAGAGAUGAUGAUAGCAAUGGCUUCUUUUAAAGAAGGUAGUGGUGGACCCUCAUUAUCACCUGCUGCUGCUUUUCAUCACCAUCUUCCCAAUGUGUCUUUGACGACUAUGAUGAUGAUGAACAACAACAACUCAUCAAACGGUGGAGGUGGUUUUGCUGACGUAACUACUUUUGAAGAUACAUUUGGUCAUAAUAUCCUGGAUGCAAAGAAAGAAAAAGUUCAUCAUCAUGAUAACAAGGGAAUGACAAGGGAUUUCUUGGGGCUUAAACCCCCAUAUAUCAACCAUUAAUAUAUCCUCCCUUUAACCAUGGCAUAUAUUCAAGGUGUAAUUAGUUAAUUAAUUGAUUAACUAAAUCAAUCAAUUAGUUAAUUAAUCAAA
Erigeron canadensis is the source of this 1955-nucleotide messenger RNA. Its product is annotated as protein indeterminate-domain 7-like. The record is from RefSeq and is a predicted model, not a curated record. NCBI's taxonomy places the organism in Eukaryota, Viridiplantae, Streptophyta, Magnoliopsida, Asterales, Asteraceae. Gene Ontology annotation, cellular component: nucleus. The transcript has 3 exons. The coding region runs from base 375 to 1865 and encodes 496 amino acids. Gene Ontology annotation, molecular function: DNA-binding transcription factor activity.